AUGGUUGUUGCUCCGAAGGUGGUUCGCCCCGGGCUACCGUAUGCCGUCUCGGUGAAUAUUCUGAAGUCGCAGGAGACUGACCAUAUCGUUCGAGUCGAAGUCCGUUCGGAUAAGAACCAGACGAUUGGGACUCGAGUCGUCAAGGACGUGAAAGUCGGCUCGCCGCAGACUGUCACCAUCGCCCCACUUCCGGCUGAUGCUUUGACCGGAAGUACCGGUUACAAGGUCUACGUCCGCGCCGAGACCAUCGGCGGCUCGACCCUCUUUGAAGCCGAGGAAACGGUCAACUACAACUCCAAGCACAUGUCCAUCUUCGUGCAGACCGACAAGGCCAUCUACAAGCCGGGAAGCACCGUAAAAUACCGCGCGGUGCUGAUCAACCCCGACCUGACCCCGUUCAAGGAUACGGUAUCCCUCAAGAUCAUCGACCCCAGCCAGAACGUCAUCCAGCAGCACGUCGGCAAGCCGCUCAACAAGGGCGUCUACUCUGGUGAGCUCGAGCUCGCUGCCGAGCCCCCGCUUGGCGACUGGCAGAUCCAGGCCGAGAGCAAGUCCGGUGUCAAGUUCUCCAAGACCUUCUCCGUCGAAAAGUACGUGCUCCCGAAGUUUGAGGUCAACAUCAAGACCCCAUCUUUCAUCACGACUGAGGGUGACCUCGGAAUUCUGGUCAACGCCAAGUACACCUAUGGCAAGGGCGUGGCCGGCAAAGCCAAGGUGCGCCUCGAGGAGCCUUACGCAAGAUGGGCCUACCGUAGCCCAGUCAUCGUCAACCCGGACGGCACCACCAAGGAGACGCAGCCGGAAGCGCUGCUCGAGCGUACUGACUUCCGGCUGGUUCGGGACUGGGGCUCAUCCAUUCGUGUCGUCGCCAUCGUCACCGAAGAUUUGACGGAGAUCGAGAGGAACAACACGGCUACGAUGCCCGUCUACAAGGACGACACAAAACUCGAGCUGGAGAAGCAGGGCGAGUCGUUCAAGCCGGGUCUCUCCUACAACGUGGUCGUCGCCCUGAAGCUGGUCGACGACACGCCGGUGCCCGCGUCGGUCCCGAAGCGAGUACAGGUGACGACCGUCUACAACUACGCCUACAAUCCGGAACGGACCAGCCAGCAGGAGGACAAGGAGGUGAAAAUCGUCGACCUUGAUGCCCAUGGUACCACCGUACUCCAGCUGCAACCCCCGCUAAAUUGCACCUCAAUCCGGGUGGAGGCGCAGUACGACCGGCUCGGCAAGGACAACUUCACCAACACGCAGCUGUUCAGCUCGCUCUACGUCGACUCGGCCGCCUCGCCGACCAGCAGCUUCCUGCAGCUGAUCGCUGACAAUGAGGGGACGGUGGAUGCUGGAAAGCAACUCUCCUUCACCGUCAAGGCUACGGAGAACAUUGGCGUGCUCAGCUACCAGGUAAUGUCCAAGGGGGCGGUCGUCUUGGCCAAGGAGAUCCCGAUGAACGCCGAUCAUACGACGAUUACGUUUACGGCGACCAGCGAGAUGGCGCCCAAAUCCCAACUGCUCGUCUACGCCAUCCGCCCCGCUAACAACGAGAUCCUCGUCGACGCCACUGACUUCAAGGUCGCCGGAUUGUUCAGGAAUAACGUCAGCCUCGCCAUCGAGCCGAACUCGGCGCAACCGGGCGAGAAGGUCAAGUUCAAGAUUCACGCCGACCCUGAUUCAUACGUUGGCCUGCUCGCCGUUGAUCAGAGCGUGCUGCUGCUGAAGAGCGGAAAUGAUAUUACGCAGCAAAUGGUUGAGGAGGACAUGGAGCAGUACGAGACCACCGGCGAUAGCUACAGACCUUGGGAGGGAGCUUUCCGAGCCCGCCGGUCGAUCUGGUACCCGUGGUGGGGAAUCGGAGGCAAGGACGCGGCCAGCAUUUUCAAGAACGCUGGCCUGGUGGUGCUCACCGAUGCCUAUUUACACGAAGAGCCGAUGCCACCAAUGCUGCGCUUCAAAGCCAUCGAAGCAGCGGGUGUUGCGCCUGUUGCAUUUGCCGCAGGGGCCGGCGGUGAUCAGCUACUAGAGGAGGGGCCGAGAACCCGCUCCAAUUUCCCCGAAUCGUUCGCCUGGAUUGAGGAGGAAACGGAG
This is a messenger RNA of Mesorhabditis spiculigera, 2085 nucleotides long. The record is from the annotation of a GenBank genome assembly. Lineage: Eukaryota; Metazoa; Nematoda; Chromadorea; Rhabditida; Rhabditidae.